AUGGCGACUGGCAUCGCCGCCGCCAGCGCGGGAGCCGACGCCUUGGAGUCAGGCGCCAGCCUGCUGCGGCGACGCCACGCCGGCGGCCUUGCGGCGUUCGCGGACAAGCCCGUGCCGUCGUGGCAGGAACAGCUGACGGUGCGCGCCUUCGUGGUGGGGUUCAUCCUCUCCAUCUUGUUCAGCGUCAUCGUAAUGAAGCUGAAUCUCACCACCGGCGUCAUCCCCUCGCUCAACGUCUCCGCCAGCCUUCUCGGCUUCUUCCUCGUCCACCUCUGGACGAAAGCAAUCGAGAGCAUGGGCUUGCUCAAGCAGCCCUUUACGCGACAGGAGAACACCGUCAUCCAGACCUGCGUCGUCUCCGCCUAUGGCCUCGCCUUUAGUGGUGGGUUUGGCAGUUACCUAUUUGGUAUGAGUCGAAGCAUUGCUGAGCAAGCAACAGAGGCCAAUGAUGCCCAGAAUAUCAAGGAUCCUCACCUCGGAUGGAUGAUAGGGUUUAUGUUCCUCGUCAGUUUUGUUGGACUUUUCGUUCUGGUUCCUCUGAGAAAGGUUAUGAUUGUCGAUUACAAACUGACCUACCCUAGUGGAACUGCAACCGCUUACCUCAUCAACGGAUUCCACACACCCCAGGGUGCCGAACGUGCAAAGAAGCAAGUUCGAACCUUGGGCAAGUACUUCUCACUCAGUUUCCUUUGGGCCUUCUUCCAGUGGUUCUACACAGCUGGGGAUGAUUGUGGAUUCGCUUCCUUCCCAUCACUCGGCCUUGAAGCUUACAAAAACAAGUUUUACUUCGAUUUCUCUCCUACCUAUGUUGGAGUUGGGAUGAUAUGCCCGCACAUUGUGAACGUGUCUGUUCUACUGGGAGGCAUACUUUCCUGGGGAAUAAUGUGGCCUCUCAUUCGCAACAAGAAGGGGAGUUGGUACCCAGCCAGUCUCUCAGAAAGCAGUCUUCAUGGACUGCAAGGUUACAGGGUUUUUAUAUCCAUCGCUAUAAUUCUUGGAGACGGCCUGUACAACUUUGUGAAGGUGCUCAUUCGCACUACCACUGCGUUUAUAUCAAUGAUGAAGAAAAACAGCACACUUCCGGUUUCAAACAAUGGCAGCCCCAUCACUGAAGCUGUUUCCUUUGAUGACGAACGCCGCACGGAGCUGUUCCUGAAAGAUCAGAUCCCCAGAUCAGUUGCCUAUGGAGGGUACGUGGCUGUCGCUGCCAUCUCAGUCGGCACUCUUCCUCAGGUCUUCCCGCAGCUCAAGUGGUACUACAUCCUGGUCGCAUACGUAUUUGCACCUGUGUUGGCCUUCUGCAACGCCUACGGGAUUGGCCUCACCGACUGGUCCCUCGCGUCCACCUACGGGAAGCUUGCCAUCUUAAUCUUCGGCGCUUGGGCUGGCGCGUCCAACGGCGGUGUCCUCGCGGGGGCUCGCCGCCUGCGGCGUGAUGAUGAGCAUCGUGUCGACGGCCGCCGACCUGAUGCAGGACUUCAAGACCGGGUGAUCGGCACGGCCAUGGGCCGCGUCAUCGCGCCCUGCGUCUUCUGGCUCUUCUACAAGGCCUUCACCGACAUCGGCAUCAGCGUCAGCGAGUACCCGGCGCCCUACGCCAUCGUGUACCGGAACAUGGCCAUCCUCGCCGUGGACGGCUUCUCGUCGCUCCCCAAGAACUGUCUCACCCUCUGCUACAUCUUCUUCGCGGCGGCCAUCGUCGUGAACCUGAUCAGGGACCUGGUGCCGAAGAAGGUCGCCAGGUUCAUCCCAUUCUACAUCGGGUCCUACUUCGCCAUCGACAUGUUCGUCGGCACCGUGAUCCUCUUCGCGUGGCAGAUGAUCAACAGGGCCAAAGCCGACGCGUUCGGGCCUGCGGUUGCGUCCGGGCUGAUCUGCGGCGACGGCAUCUGGACCCUGCCGCAGUCCAUUCUUGCGCUCGCCAAGGUGAAGCCGCCGAUCUGCAUGAAGUUCCUGUCCAGGUCGGUGAACUCCCAAGUGGACGGCUUCCUCGGAAAUUAA
Messenger RNA from Miscanthus lutarioriparius, 2001 nucleotides. The record is from the annotation of a GenBank genome assembly. NCBI's taxonomy places the organism in Eukaryota, Viridiplantae, Streptophyta, Magnoliopsida, Poales, Poaceae.